AUGUCCAGGCCGACUUCUCGUACAUUCCCGGCGUCACUCACUCAAAAGCACCAAUUAAAGAAAUCACUAGUGAGCAAACACUGUGUUAACAUAGUUCGAUCGCGAGCGUUCGUGUUCCGAACCGGUCAUGUCAAAUUGGAGUUGUAUCCAGACUCUGAGUGGCAAGGUGUGAGGGCGCGCGCGUGCGUCGCUGUGGCCGGCGCGCGACUACUCGCUGCUGAAUGGGCGCUCGGCGGAGGGGCGAAGCUCGCUACGUCUCACUCCCAGUGA
Messenger RNA from Arctia plantaginis, 270 nucleotides. NCBI's taxonomy places the organism in Eukaryota, Metazoa, Arthropoda, Insecta, Lepidoptera, Erebidae. The record is from the annotation of a GenBank genome assembly.